UUCAAAUUCCAAAAUAUCCAGUCCAACUCAGGUGGACUGGAUGGAUGAGUUUAUGCCACCACGUUGGACGCAAGGGAUGGCCGCCGCGUUGUGCUGGCCGGGACGAGUCACUUCUACAUCUUAAUGUCGCUGCCGACGCCGCUACAAGCCACACUCGAUCUGGCGCUCACGGUCGGGGCGGCUAGCGCGAUCGUCACCGUACUCGCGUUCAUUGUCUGGUGCACUUACCGCGCUGGCAGCCGCCAUCGGAUACAAGCAGCCAUCCCCAAACCGAUGAGCAGUGCUCAUGCGCUGAAAUCCACCGAUGGUGCCGUAGCCUCUCUCCAGCCCACCAGCGUCCAAGUCACGUUCUCCCGCGACACGCUGCCCAUUGCCGGGUCGUACGUCGUGUACACGAUUGAGCUCGUGUACGCGAGUCGUGGCGCCUCGCCGUUGAAAAUCGUGUUGGAGAAGCGGUACUCGGACUUUGACCACCUUGCCUCGCACGUCAAGAAACAAGCAAAGGCACUCCACGUGGACAUGCCCGUCGCGCUGCCGCGCAAGACGCUGUUGUUCAACUCGUCCGAUACGUUCCUGGAGCAGAGACGCCAUGGGCUUCAAGAGUUCCUGGUGCACCUGACACGCCACCCCGUGCUGUCUCAACUGGUUUGUGUCCGGGAAUUCUGUCGGCUGGACUAAGCCUGCAUAAAACUACGUAUUUAUCGUUAG
Molecule: messenger RNA, 708 nt
Organism: Aphanomyces invadans
Lineage: Eukaryota; Oomycota; Saprolegniomycetes; Saprolegniales; Verrucalvaceae
Exons: 1
Coding region: 124-678 (184 amino acids)
Biological process (GO): plasma membrane tubulation; endocytosis; endosomal transport
Cellular component (GO): plasma membrane; cytoplasmic vesicle
Molecular function (GO): phosphatidylinositol binding
Source: RefSeq, a predicted model, not a curated record